GCGAGCGAUUAAAAUCCGCGCGUGCGCGAGGUGCUGUGGCGAGACUGCAAGCAAGUUUCGAGCGGCGAAGACAGGCGCUGCUCAGAUAUUGCGAAAUGUACUGUGCUCGUGCCAAGGCCCACACGAGACAUCCUGUAACGACGUCCGGGAAACGGAAGGCGCGCAUGUGCCAACACCUUGCUUAUGGGGGAGGACCUUCCUGCGGCUUGAGCGCCCGCUCCUCAGUGUGAACAAAGUGAGACUCGGUUCUAGGCACGAUGAUGCUUCUGCUGCUGCUCCUCGGGGCAUUGUCGUCGCUCGUGGCAGCGCAAGACAAGAGCGAGGAUCUCACAACCGGCGGGAACGAAAUCAUUGACGGCCUCUUGCGAGAGGCAAGGGACAGCGAUUCUAUACAAAAGAAAAUAAACCCUGUGAUAGUCAAGCACGUGGACCUCGACGAUGGAAAGGGUCACGUCGAGAAUAUAUCUAUAUAUGGGCUCUCUUCCCUCGCUCGCCAUCGCGACGUUAACAUCACUUUCAACGACCUGCACUUGGUCACCAUCACAGGCCAACUACGGGCAGAUGACCUGCACAUGGCCGGUCGAUACCUCUACCGGCCGUCACGUUUCUUCAGACUUCGCGGAGGCAUUGGCGCCACUCUCAACUACUUCGUCGUUCAAAUCGGCAUCGAAGUCAACACAGAACUGAACAGAGCCAACGUCACCACAUUUAAGGUUGUUCAAAUCGGAAGCAUCAAGGUAACAAAGUUUACCGGAGCGUCGUUCGCCUUCAACUGGCUCGGGAAGUUUAUCGUCAACAAGAUACUGAACAGCCGAAGCUUCUCAAUAUCUGAACGUCUAGAAGCAAGCGGGAAAAAAGCGCUGAACCAGCUGCUGGAGGACAAGGAAAUUAGGUUGAGAUGAAAUGCGGGGACGCGAACUUCUCGUUUCGGUUGAAACUUCACACUCGUCAUGUUUUAUGACCAGUAGUUGAAUGAUCAUUGUUUUGAGGCGGGGCUCUCGCAUUAAAGGUGUGUAUAUUAUUAAGAGUCAGUGCCGAUACCGUAGAUAAUUCAAAUGUGAACAGGUACGUGAUCAAAUGUACAGCGUCCGGGAUAACACAAUAAAAGCGAUUCACGUUGUUGCGGGCGACAGCGAAGCAGUGCGAGUACAUGAAGUGAAAUACCAAUUUCCACUCCGUCAUCGUGCCAGUGGACCAGGAGGUGAAAGGAAGCAACUGAGGCCGCAAAUCACCCGCAAAAGUGCACUUUGGGCAAUACAUUUACCGUGGCUCUUUGCUGACGAUAAAAAAAUAAAGAAAAUAAAAAAAAAGCCGGAUAUUUCUGCCGCAGUUCGCGAUGUCUGAUAUGUUCAACGUUGCAGAGCCUCCUUACAGCGGACCCAUGUGACCAAUACCCGCCUGUGGAUGCACCGUUCAAUACCAACCGCUCUAACGACCUACAUCCAUGACAAACCGUAGUUAUAUUUUGUUGUUUUAUGUUUCGGCGUUGUCAACGGUCUUUCCGAUCUCUCUGAUAAACUUUUUGCGUUUUUCAUGUCGCCAGUCAGGUUGCUCGACACUCUAGGAACGCCGCGCUGAUCUCCACCGGCUGCCCCGUUCCAAGAACGCCCUCCAUUUCCACCGCAUGCCGUGACGUCACUUUUCCCUCUGUAUCUCGCCUGCUAACCAUCGGCAUCCUUUUCGGUAGGCCGCCACCGACGACUCUCCUCGCAUUUCAAGUUUAAUACGGAUCUUGGUUGUAAAAAAAAGGAGGAGGCUUGGACCGAACUGCGAUUAAGCUCUGGAACUCUUGAUGACAAGACUGGUGCGGUAACGAUCGAGCGGCGAAAUCGCAGUUAGCAGCAUGCGGUGCCACCACCUGGUCGUUCUCUCCAAGUAAGCGCUCAGGCUCCCAGCAAGCGCUGUCGAUGACGUCUGCAUAUGGUUUCAUGCAACAGCCUCUCUCAGCACGCAGCAGAUGCGGCGUGAAUACUAGUGACACUCGUUUCAGCGAAGCGGGCAUCUUUAGCAGCUGCGAAAGUGCAACCAAAGCAUGGGC
Molecule: messenger RNA, 2038 nt
Organism: Dermacentor silvarum
Lineage: Eukaryota; Metazoa; Arthropoda; Arachnida; Ixodida; Ixodidae
Exons: 5
Coding region: 258-902 (214 amino acids)
Source: RefSeq, a predicted model, not a curated record